AUGAAUAUACUAGUAUUAAUAUUCUUUGGAGUGAGUUAUGCCAAUACGCCAGUAAAGGAGUAUGGAUAAUGUUUGGAUGAAACCUUGGCCUAAUCUCCAAUAUAGUUAAAGCCACCAUUUGGACAUAUUGGUUGAUUUAUGUAAUUAAUAAAGCUAGAACUAACAUUGGAAUUUGAGUUUUUGGAGGCUCGAGAUUUAUCGAUAAAGCAUACAGGAUAUGAAUUGGUGUGUUAGGGAGCAUUCGGUUUUGUGAAGCACAAUAAUAAAAUAUUUAAUGCCUAUCAAGUAAAAUUUAAAUCUCCAUCAGAACACUCAUUGUCAGAAAACGAUUAUUUUUAUCCAAUAGAAAUGCAAAUAUUUUUAAUAUCAUAAUAAAAGUUUAGAAUAGGUUUCAGUGUUUUCUUUCGUCUAAACAAAGAUCACACUGAAAAUGCUUUAUUAGCAAAGUUCGGAUUUGGUAAGAACAUAAUCAAGGAACUGCAGCCAGGAGAUUUUUAUGUAGUUCCCGAAGCUAUAGAUUUGGGAGUAUUAUUUGAUGAGACAGGUAUAAAGUCUUAUAAUUUGUUCAAUUAGAUAAAUUUCUAGUUUAUCAAGGAAGUGAUACAUUUCCUCCGUGUGGUUAGAUGGUCUGGUUGACAUUGUUUAAGAUAUAUGAUAUGUCUUCGAAUCAAGCUAUCGACUUUCCAGAACUCCUAUUAUAUUCGGUUAGGGAAUAAAAGGAGAUGAAGCGACCAAUUUAUGCGAAUUUCGAUCCAGCAUUGUUUAUUAUUACAGAUGGGGAAAUGAAUACCAAAUAGGAUCUGAAAACUUAAAGGACUAGGAAUCAAGUUGACAAAAAGGUAUGUGUAACAAUUCCAAAUAGCUUGUAAAAGAUAAUUUUUAUAUUUAUGGAGCAAGUGAAGGAUUGGAAUUAGAUGGAUUUGUAUUUACUGCCUCAGGAUAGUCAGGAGGGAAGAUUGUAAGAACAGAGGAUUUCUUUAUAAUCAAGUUGAAGCCAGAAGCAAAGGAUGUUUAGGAAGAUGCAAAAGAAAUAGAGUAGUAACCAAUAGAUUCUUAAUCUCAAUAAGAAUAGACAGAAAAUAGCAACAUUGAAUAACCCAUUGAUGUUUAAGAAAAUAGUAUUCCUGAAGAUUUUGAAGAGACAGAUCCUUACAAUAAGGAUGAGAGUAAGGAACCUCAAGAAUUAAAUGGUCAAGAUAAUACAAAAGAGGGUGGAGACGCUGAUAGAAAAAGUAAAUUGGACAUGCAUUCCAGAAUUAAGGAAAGACAGGCAAGUAAGAGCAAGGACAAGAUCAAUGAAUAUAAUGAAAAUUAAAUAAAGGAAAAGCAAGAAUAAUAAAAAUUAGAAGAAUAACAAGAGGAAGGGGAUAUCAUUUCAGAAAUGGAUCAAUUCAAAAAUUGGCCCAGAUUAUGCCAGACAGGAAAGUCAUAAUCUCCCAUCAUACUCGAUUUAAGGAAUCUUCUGAAAUAACCAAUUAAAGAACCUAUAUUAUCAUAUUAUGUAGUACCAAAAGAACUCUAUUUGAGCAAUGAUGGAUAUCAACUAAAAUUGAUUAGUGAUCCUGGAGGUUUUGGAGCUUUGAGUUGGAAUGGGAAAAUAUAUCAGGCUCUUGAGUUGAACUUUCACACCCCUUCCGAACAUACAAUUGGAGAAAACUAAUUUAGAAUGAAUUGCGAAAUCUAAAUCAUGCAUAAAUCAAUUGAUGGAGACAUUCUCUAUUUAGUCCUCUUCUUACAUAACACUUACCCUAAUGAGAGUAAUGAAUUUUUAGAAUAAAUUGGGUUACCAUCUUCUAAGAGUAUAAAUUACAGAGCUGUUGAAAAAGGAGAAUUAAUUCAAAUUAGUAAGGAAAUCAAACUCGCUGAUUUGGUAAGAGAUGUUUCUGAAUUUGUCUACUAUACUGGAUCUCUGACAGUGCCUCCUUGUGUUGAAAAUAUCCAAUAUGUCAUUAGAAGGAGCAGAUUGCCAAUAUCCCUAACCUAAAUAGAAAAUAUGUAGCGUUUGAUAGGGAAGAAGGAAAAUUUUAGACCCAUUCAAAAUCUAAAUGGCAGAAAUUUAUUUACGAAUUGAAU
Molecule: messenger RNA, 2073 nt
Organism: Paramecium octaurelia
Lineage: Eukaryota; Ciliophora; Oligohymenophorea; Peniculida; Parameciidae
Source: the annotation of a GenBank genome assembly